Spinacia oleracea (spinach) is the source of this 1550-nucleotide messenger RNA. RefSeq names its product leucine carboxyl methyltransferase 1 homolog. NCBI's taxonomy places the organism in Eukaryota, Viridiplantae, Streptophyta, Magnoliopsida, Caryophyllales, Amaranthaceae. Gene Ontology annotation, molecular function: methyltransferase activity. The record is from RefSeq and is a predicted model, not a curated record. The coding region runs from base 130 to 1143 and encodes 337 amino acids. Gene Ontology annotation, biological process: methylation. The transcript has 13 exons.
UUUUUACCAUUUAGUCUUUAGGAAUGGAAAAACCCCUUUAGCUUUCAUUUGCGUUAAUUGCGUAUCACCUGCGCUGCUGCACAGCGUAUUCAUACUCCGUAUAACUUCAAUCUGAGUUUUUGAGAAGGGAUGAAAAUGGCGAAAAACGCAGCAGAUGCAAGCAGUAACACUGCAGCUGUUCAAGCCACCAAUGACGACGCUUCUGCUAGCAAAUUGUCCUGUGUGAAAAAGGGAUACAUGAGAGAUGACUACAUCCAUUUGUUUGUGAGAAGGCCUGUUAGGAGAUCUCCUAUAAUAAAUCGUGGUUAUUUUGCACGUUUUGCUGCUCUUCGGAAGCUUCUUUUCAAGUUCCUCAAUACUGAUGAACAUAGUAAGAAGCAAGUUCUAUCACUUGGAGCAGGCUUUGAUACAACAUAUUUUCAAUUGCAGGAGGAGGGAAAAGCACCACAUCUAUUCGUGGAGCUGGAUUUUAAGGAGGUGACUAGCAAGAAGGCAGCAUUAAUCGAGUAUCACAAUGAGUUGAGAGAAAAACUUGGUCCAACUGCUACAAUUUCCCGAGAAAAUGGGGAAGUUCUUGGAGAUCAUUACAAACUGCUUCCUGUUGAUUUGAGGGACAUUCCAAUGUUAAAUAAUGUGAUAGGUUUAGCAAACCUUGAUCCUAGUCUGCCAACAUUUAUUAUUGCAGAGUGCGUUUUAAUAUACUUGGAUCCUGAGUCAAGCCGUCCUAUAGUUGGUUGGGCUGCAGAAACAUUUUCUACAGCUGUAUUUUUCCUAUAUGAGCAGAUUCAUCCAGAUGAUGCUUUUGGGGAGCAAAUGAUUCUUAACUUGGAGUGUCGUGGUUGUGGGCUCUUAGGCAUACAUGCUACACCAACAUUGGAGGCGAAAGAAAGGCUUUUCCUUGAUCAGGGAUGGCAGAGAGCUAUUGCUUGGAACAUGCUGAGAGUUUACAGUGAAUUUAUCGAUUCCCAAGAAAGACGCAGGAUUGAGCGGUUGGAGUUGUUCGAUGAGUUUGAGGAGUGGCACAUGAUGCAGGAACACUACUGUGUCGCACUUGCUAUCAACGAUGCCUUGGGCAUAUUUCAGAAGUUCGGCUUUCAUGAGAACGAUGGGAACAAAACCAGCUCCACUUCAGCAAGACCAUGAUCAAAGCAAGGGAGCCAACUGCCGAACUGCCAAGCCCUUAAACUCUCUUGUGUAAGUUUGGUACAUUGAAGAAGUUGUUGAAAUGUGCAUGUUAUUUAGCUCCCAACUUGCACUAAAUUGAAGUGAAAAUGAAAACAAACCAAAAACAAAAAGCAAAAAGAAGCGAAAAGGGGAAAGGAAAGCAAUCCUUUUUUUUUUUUUUUUUAACAAACCCUUUUGUGCAUUAGUCUACAAAAGGAUGAUAACAUGUAGUAUAAUGUGGUCCGUGUAUGAUGUUUGACUUAUGGAGAAGAUCUACAAUUUCUAUUAUUUUGCUAGCUGUUUUGGCAUAAUGAACGUGGUAGGGACCUUUCUCAAAGCACAUACUAUAACUGGUCUCACCAAUGGAGUUGUGGGGACUUUAGUUC